Cebus imitator (Panamanian white-faced capuchin) is the source of this 5913-nucleotide messenger RNA. It is a transcript of the gene BAZ2A, whose product is annotated as bromodomain adjacent to zinc finger domain 2A. The coding region runs from base 471 to 5654 and encodes 1727 amino acids. The record is from RefSeq and is a predicted model, not a curated record. Gene Ontology annotation, molecular function: protein binding; DNA binding. The transcript has 27 exons. Gene Ontology annotation, cellular component: rDNA heterochromatin. Lineage: Eukaryota; Metazoa; Chordata; Mammalia; Primates; Cebidae.
GUUAUUAGUUUGGGUUUGUUUUGGCAGAGUUGCUCGCCUACAAAUCUGUAACUGACCUUUUCUUUCCCUCUCUACCAGGUUUGAAUGGGGAUGUGAAUGUUAAUGGCUUAUCUACUGUAUCUCACACUACUACUUCAGGGAUUUUGAACUCUGCUCCCCACUCCUCCAGCACCUCACACCUCCAUCACCCCAGCGUGGCCUACGACUGUCUCUGGAACUACUCACAGUACCCAUCUGCCAAUCCUGGCAGCAACCUCAAGGACCCACCCCUUCUCUCCCAGUUCUCGGGGGGACAAUACCCACUCAACGGCAUCCUUGUGGGCAGCCGGCAACCUUCAUCCCCAACUCACAACACUAACCUUCGGGCUGGGAGCCAAGAGUUCUGGGCCAACGGUACCCAGAGUCCCCUGGGGCUUAACUUUGAUUCACAAGAACUGUAUGAUUCCUUUCCUGACCAGAAUUUUGAGGUGAUGCCCAAUGGAGCCCCUAGUUUUUUUACCUCCCCACAGACUUCUCCUAUGUUGGGAUCUAGCAUUCAAACCUUUGCACCCUCCCAGGAGGUAGGCAGUGGUAUCCAUCCUGACGAGGCAGCAGAAAAGGAGAUGACUUCAGUUGUGGCAGAGAAUGGCACUGGCUUGGUAGGCAGCCUGGAGCUGGAAGAAGAGCAGCCAGAACUGAAGAUGUGUGGCUACAAUGGCUCUGUCCCUUCUGUGGAAUCGUUACACCAAGAAGUCUCAGUCCUGGUCCCUGACCCCACAGUGAGCUGUUUAGAUGAUCCUUCACAUCUUCCUGAUCAACUGGAAGACACUCCAAUCCUCAGUGAAGACUCUCUGGAGCCCUUCAACUCCCUGGCACCAGAGCCAGUGAGUGGAGGACUAUAUGGUAUUGAUGACACGGAGCUGAUGGGUGCAGAGGACAAGCUGCCUCUUGAGGACAGCACUGUGAUCUCUGCCCUUGAUUGCCCUUCCCUCAAUAAUGCUACUGCCUUCAGUCUCCUGGCAGAUGAUAGUCAAACAUCAACCUCUAUCUUUGCCAGUCCCGCCUCUCCACCUGUCCUAGGGGAGUCUGUCCUGCAAGAUAACAGCUUUGACCUGAAUAAUGGUAGUGACGCUGAACAGGAAGAAAUGGAAACUCAGUCUUCAGAUUUCCCACCAUCCCUGACUCAGCCAGCUCCCGAUCAGCCAUCCGCUAUUCAGCUACAUCCAGCAACCUCACCAGCAGUCUCGCCAACAGCCUCCCCAGCAGUCUCCCUGGUGGUUUCUCCACCAGCCUCCCCAGAAAUCUCUCCAGAAGUUUGUCCAGUGGCUUCUACAGUUGUCUCUCCAGCAGUCUUCUCAGUGGUCUCUCCAGCUUCCUCAGCAAUCCUCCCAGCAGUCUCCUCAGAAGUCCCCUUGACUGCUUCAGUGGCGUCCCCAAAAGCCUCUCCUGUAACUUCCCCAGCAGCUGCCUUCCCAACAGCCUCCCCAGCAAAUAAGGAUAUCAGCAGCUUCCCAGAAACCACUGCUGACCAGGAAGAGAUCACUGGAGAAGGACUCACUACUUCUGGUAGUGGUGAUGUCCUGAGGAGACGUAUUGCUACCCCAGAGGAAGUUCGUCUUCCCCUCCAACAUGGGUGGCGGAGAGAGGUACGCAUCAAGAAGGGCAGCCACCGGUGGCAGGGGGAGACCUGGUAUUAUGGCCCCUGUGGGAAGAGGAUGAAGCAAUUUCCAGAAGUGAUCAAGUACCUGAGCCGCAACGUGGUACACGGUGUCCGCCGUGAGCACUUUAGCUUCAGUCCCCGUAUGCCUGUUGGAGACUUCUUUGAAGAAAGAGACACACCAGAGGGCCUGCAAUGGGUGCAGCUCUCAGCAGAGGAGAUCCCAUCAAGGAUUCAGGCAAUUACUGGCAAACGGGGUCGACCUCGAAAUACUGAGAAGGCUAAGACUAAGGAAGUCCCCAAGGUGAAACGGGGCCGAGGUCGGCCACCUAAGGUCAAAAUUACUGAGGUGUUGAACAAGACAGACAACCGCCUCCUAAAGAAACUGGAGGCCCAAGAAACAGUGAGUGAGGAGGAUAAAGCAAAGAUUGGUAAAAGCAAGAAGAAGAUGAGGCAGAAGGUACAACGGGGAGAGUGUCAGACUACUAUCCAAGCGCAGGCCAAAAACAAGCGGAAACAAGAGACCAAGAGCUUAAAGCAGAAGGAAGCUAAGAAGAAAUCCAAGGCCGAGAAAGAAAAGGUAAAGACAAAGCAGGAAAAAUUGAAGGAAAAAGUCAAGAGAGAAAAGAAGGAGAAGGUAAAAAUGAAGGAAAAGGAGGAAGUGGCCAAAGCCAAGCCAGCCUGUAAAGCAGAUAAGACCCUGGCCACACAGAGGCGCUUGGAGGAACGGCAGAGGCAACAGAUGAUCUUGGAGGAAAUGAAGAAGCCGACAGAGGAUAUGUGUCUGACUGACCACCAGCCCCUGCCUGACUUCUCACGAAUCCCUGGUCUGACAUUGCCCAGUAAGGCCUUCUCAGACUGCUUGACCAUUGUGGAGUUCCUGCAUAGCUUUGGCAAGGUGCUGGGCUUUGAUCCUGCCAAAGAUGUGCCUAGCCUGGGGGUCCUGCAGGAGGGACUCCUGUGUCAAGGCGACAGCUUGGGUGAGGUGCAAGACCUGUUGGUGCGGUUGCUGAAAGCUGCACUCUAUGAUCCUGGCUUGCCCUCCUACUGUCAGUCCCUAAAGAUCUUGGGGGAGAAGGUGUCUGACAUCCCGCUGACAAGAGACAAUGUGUCAGAGAUCCUGCGCUGCUUCCUUAUGGCAUACGGAGUAGAGCCAGCCCUCUGUGACCGCCUGCGCACCCAACCUUUUCAGGCCCAGCCACCCCAGCAGAAGGCUGCUGUCCUGGCCUUCCUUGUGCACGAGCUCAAUGGCUCUACCCUCAUCAUCAAUGAGAUUGACAAGACUCUGGAGAAUAUGUCCAGCUACAGGAAGAACAAGUGGAUUGUUGAAGGCCGGCUCCGGAGACUGAAAACUGCUCUGGCCAAGCGAACGGGGCGGUCUGAGGUAGAGAUGGAAGGGCCAGAGGAAGGCCUGGGACGGAGACGCAGUUCUCGGAUCAUGGAAGAGACCAGUGGCAUGGAAGAAGAGGAAGAAGAGGAGACUAUAGCAGCUGUCCAUGGCCGCAGGGGUCGAAGAGAUGGAGAGGUUGAUGCCACAACAUCUAGCAUCCCAGAACUAGAGCGCCAGAUAGAAAAACUCAGUAAGCGUCAGCUUUUCUUUCGCAAAAAGCUGCUUCACUCAUCCCAGAUGCUUCGGGCAGUCUCCUUGGGCCAAGACCGCUACAGACGUCGCUAUUGGAUAUUGCCAUAUUUGGCUGGUAUCUUUGUAGAAGGAACAGAGGGGAACUUAGUUCCUGAGGAUGUGAUAAAGAAGGAAACUGACUCCUUAAAAGUGGCAGCCCAUGCCUCACUCAACCCUGCACUCUUCUCUAUGAAGAUGGAGUUAGCUGGCUCCAACACUACUGCCAGUUCUCCUGCCCGGGCCCGAGGCCGACCUCGAAAAACUAAGCCUGGGUCUAUGCAGCCUCGGCACCUGAAGUCCCCUGUCAGGGGUCAGGAUUCAGAACAGCCUCAGGCACAGCUUCAGCCUGAAGCUCAGCUUCACACUCCUGCCCAGCCCCAGCCUCAGCUUCAGUCCCAUCCUCAGUCCCAUAAGGGGUUCCUGGAACAAGAAGGCUCCCCUUUGUCACUGGGUCAGAGCCAGCAUGACCUCAGCCAGUCAGCUUUCCUAUCUUGGCUGAGCCAGACUCAGAGCCAUAGCUCCCUGUUGAGCAGCUCAGUCCUCACACCUGACAGCAGUCCUGGAAAAUUAGACCCAGCUCCAUCACAGCCCCCGGAGGAGCCAGAGCCUGAUGAGGCAGAAUCCAGCCCUGAUCCUCAAGCACUCUGGUUUAACAUCUCAGCCCAGAUGCCCUGCAAUGCUGCCCCUACACCACCCCCUGCAGUUUCUGAGGACCAACCCACUCCCUCCCCUGAGCAGCUUGCCUCCUCCAAGCCAAUGAAUAGACCCAGUGCUGCCAACCCUUGUUCUCCAGUGCAGUUCUCUUCCACGCCUUUGGCUGGGUUGGCCCCUAAGAGGCGAGCAGGAGACCCUGGAGAAAUGCCACAGAGUCCCACAGGGCUGGGACAGCCCAAACGAAGAGGGAGACCUCCCAGUAAGUUCUUCAAACAGAUGGAACAGCGUUACCUAACCCAGCUGACAGCCCAGCCUGUCCCCCUUGAGAUGUGCUCAGGCUGGUGGUGGAUACGAGAUCCUCAGACAUUGGAUACCAUGCUCAAGGCCCUACACCCCCGAGGUAUCCGAGAGAAGGCACUUCACAAACACCUUAACAAGCACAGGGACUUCUUGCAGGAAGUCUGCCUACGGCCCUCAGCUGACCCCAUCUUUGAGCCCAGGCAACUACCUGCCUUUCAAGAAGAGAUCAUGAGCUGGUCCCCCAAAGAGAAGACAUAUGCGACAGACCUAGCAGUGCUUCAGUGGGUUGAAGAGCUGGAGCAGCGGGUUAUCAUGUCUGAUCUGCAGAUUCGGGGGUGGACAUGUCCUAGCCCAGACUCUACCCGUGAAGACUUGGCCUACUGUGAGCACCUCUCCGACUCCCAGGAGGAUAUCACCUGGCGAGGUCGGGGCAGGGAAGGACUGGCACCUCAGCGUAAAACUACCAACCCUUUGGACCUGGCUGUGAUGCGGCUGGCUGCCCUAGAACAGAAUGUAGAACGGCGGUACCUGCGGGAGCCCCUCUGGCCAGCUCAUGAGGUUGUGCUGGAGAAGGCCCUGCUUAGCACGCCUAAUGGUGCCCCUCAGGGCACCACUACAGAGAUAUCAUAUGAGAUCACCCCUCGCAUUCGUGUAUGGCGCCAGACCCUCGAGCGGUGCCGGAGUGCAGCCCAGGUGUGCUUGUGCCUGGGCCAGCUAGAGAGGUCCAUUGCCUGGGAGAAGUCGGUCAACAAAGUGACGUGUCUAGUCUGCCGGAAAGGUGACAAUGAUGAGUUCCUUCUGCUUUGUGAUGGGUGUGACCGUGGCUGCCACAUUUACUGCCAUCGUCCCAAGAUGGAGGCUGUCCCAGAAGGAGAUUGGUUCUGUACUGUCUGUUUGGCUCAGCAGGUAGAGGGAGAAUUCGCUCAGAAGCCCGGUUUCCCAAAACGAGGCCAGAAACGGAAAAGUGGUUAUUCCCUGAACUUCUCAGAGGGUGAUGGCCGCCGACGUCGGGUACUGUUGAGGGGCCGAGAAAGCCCAGCAGCAGGGCCUCGGUACACGGAAGAAGGGCUGUCCCCCUCCAAGCGGCGGCGACUCUCAAUGCGGAACCACCACAGUGAUCUCACAUUUUGCGAGAUUAUCCUGAUGGAGAUGGAGUCCCAUGAUGCAGCCUGGCCUUUCCUAGAGCCUGUGAACCCACGUUUGGUGAGUGGGUACAGACGCAUCAUCAAAAAUCCUAUGGAUUUUUCCACCAUGCGGGAGCGGCUGCUCAGGGGAGGGUACACCAGCUCAGAGGAGUUUGCGGCUGAUGCCCUCCUGGUAUUUGACAACUGCCAGACCUUCAACGAGGAUGACUCUGAAGUAGGCAAGGCUGGACACAUCAUGCGCCGCUUCUUCGAGAGCCGCUGGGAGGAGUUUUAUCAGGGAAAACAGGCCAAUCUGUGAGGCAAGGGAGGUGGGGAGUCACCUUGUGGCAUCUCCCCCCAUCUUGCAAACAAAAACCUGCCAUUUUCACCUGCUGAUGCUGCCCUGGGUCCAGACUCAAGUCAGAUACAACCCUGAUUUUUGACCUUGCCCUUGGCAGUGCCCCACAUCCUCUUAUUCCUAUAUCCCUUUCUCCCUUUCCUCCUCUUGCUCCUCAAAUAAGAGGUGCAGAGAUGAGGUCCUUCUGGACUGAAAGCCAAAAAAAGAAAGAAAAAAAUAA